AACUAAAACCAUUCAAUUGCCCCACGGAGGUUAAAACCCCAGUCUCAAUCCACAUCGGCUUACAGAGACACAGCCCUGCAACUUCUCUGCUCAUUGCCCAGACCUCUUUCUCCUUGUCGCUCUCUCCAGCCACGAACCCUACUCUCUUGCUCUGGACGGGGGAAAAUAGGAGGCUUCUUUCAUUGCACUCUUUAUCCCUCACAACCUCUGUUUCCUUAUACCUCUACAUUGUGCUGGGCUCUUUUGAUCUCAUGGCGAUUGAGAAGCUCCUUAAAGAUGAGGCUACUGAGGAAAAGGGGGAUCGGGCCAGAAUGGCAUCUUUUGUUGGUGCGAUGGCUAUUGCGGAUCUGGUUAAGACCACUUUGGGGCCCAAGGGAAUGGAUAAAAUAUUACAAUCCUCUGGAAGAGGUUUUAAUGUUACUGUUACCAAUGAUGGCGCGACCAUUUUGAAAUCCCUACAUAUAGACAACCCUGCUGCUAAAGUUCUAGUUGGUAUCCUUCUUUCUAAUAUUUCUAAAGUUCAAGAUGAUGAAGUUGGUGAUGGGACAACUUCUGUGGUUGUAUUGGCUGGAGAACUUUUGAGGGAGGCAGAAAAAUUGAUUAUGUUAAAAAUUCACCCAAUGACGAUUAUUUCAGGUUAUAGGAUGGCUGCAGAGUGUGCUCGCAACGCUUUAUUACAGAAGGUCAAAAAUAACAUUGAUGAUCCAGAGAAGUUCCGAUCAGACUUAAUGAAGAUUGCGAUGACGACUUUGAGUUCAAAAAUUCUCUCCCAGGACAAGGAACACUUUGCUAAAUUAGCAGUGGAUGCGGUUAUGAGGCUUAAGGGUAGUACAAACUUAGAGUCCAUUCAAAUUAUCAAGAAAGCUGGUGGGUCUUUGAAGGAUUCAUUUCUUGAUGAAGGAUUUAUCCUUGAUAAGAAAAUUGGUGUUGGUCAGCCAAAGCGUAUAGAAAAUGCAAAUAUUUUGGUGGCAAAUACCGCUAUGGACACUGAUAAAGUAAAAAUUUAUGGAGCUCGUGUCCGUGUUGAUUCAAUGGCAAGGGUCGCCCAGAUUGAGGCUGCAGAAAAAGAGAAAAUGAAAGACAAAGUGCAGAAGAUUAUUGCUCAUGGGAUUAAUUGCUUUGUAAAUAGACAGCUAAUCUACAAUUACCCAGAGGAACUCUUUGCUGAUGCUGGCGUACUGGCCAUUGAGCAUGCCGAUUUUGACGGCAUUGAGCGGUUAGCGCUAGUGACUGGUGCAGAAAUUGCGUCCACUUUUGACAAUCCAGAGUCUGUGAAACUUGGCCAUUGUAAGCUCAUUGAAGAAAUAAUGAUUGGUGAGGAUAAACUGAUUCAUUUCUCUGGCGUCGAAAUGGGUCAGGCAUGUACCAUUGUCUUAAGAGGGGCAAGUUCACAUGUUCUGGAUGAAGCAGAGAGGUCUUUGCAUGAUGCUCUGUGCGUAUUAUCACAAACAGUGACAGACAGCAGGGUGUUACUUGGUGGUGGGUGGCCUGAGAUGGUGAUGGCCAAGGAAGUGGAUGAUCUUGCGAGGAGGACCCCUGGGAAGAAGUCUCUUGCAAUUGAGGCAUUUUCACGCGCACUGCAGGCCAUUCCCACAAUCAUUGCUGACAAUGCCGGAUUGGAUAGUGCUGAACUGGUUGCUCAGCUUCGUGCUGAGCACCACAAGGAUGAAACCAAGGCUGGAAUUGAUGUUAUCUCCGGAGCUGUGGGAGAUAUGGAAAUACUUGGAAUUUCGGAGUCUUUCAAAGUGAAGCAAGCAAUAUUGUUAUCGGCAACCGAGGCUGCUGAGAUGAUCCUCAGAGUUGAUGAGAUUAUUACUUGCGCUCCACGGAAGAGGGAGGAUAGAAUGUAGCCACUCCCUUGUUCAGUUUUGUUAGGCGUUUGCUUUCGAUCUCUCAUUUUGGCUUUUGAGAUGGGGAAUCAGAAUAUAGAGAGGAUUCCUAAAAUUUAUUACUCCAAUUUAGAUGUCCGCAAGCCCAGUCUCUUAGAACUCUACGCCUUUUUUAAUAGUUGGUUUGAUUCGAUGCUACUGUGAAGUUGAAAGCUUGUAUCUUAUAACAUCUUACUAUAUUUUAAGGUUGGAUUGCAUGUGUUAUUAUUUUAAA
Amborella trichopoda is the source of this 2103-nucleotide messenger RNA. RefSeq names its product TCP-1/cpn60 chaperonin family protein. Gene Ontology annotation, cellular component: cytosol; chaperonin-containing T-complex. Lineage: Eukaryota; Viridiplantae; Streptophyta; Magnoliopsida; Amborellales; Amborellaceae. Gene Ontology annotation, biological process: protein folding. Gene Ontology annotation, molecular function: ATP binding; ATP hydrolysis activity; ATP-dependent protein folding chaperone. The record is from RefSeq and is a predicted model, not a curated record.